Molecule: messenger RNA, 22053 nt
Organism: Porites lobata
Lineage: Eukaryota; Metazoa; Cnidaria; Anthozoa; Scleractinia; Poritidae
Source: the annotation of a GenBank genome assembly
UGUUUUAAACCUGAUUGCUCUUGACAGCUUUGAUCAACGAAUCCGUUCGAUCGUGGCGGGCAUUGUGCCCUAUUUUGAAUAAGUUAGAAAUUUUCUUCCUAGGAAAUCAUUUGUUUCUUUUUAUCACCCGCGAAAAGUUUGAUCUUGACUACCUGCUGUGCUAACAUGCCGUUGCUUUGCUGAAUUGUUUGCUUUGUUCGAUUUUCAACAUCUGCUCCCGCGCUCAACUCAAGCGCUUGUCUUCGAACGGGACAGAUAGUUUACACGAUCUUCGGAUUUCUCUCAACAACACUUGACUCUUCAACAGAGGGGCAAACUAUUUCAUCGUACCUUGAUGGUAGACCAAGGAAGUUUGGUGAGUGAAUUUGUGUCUACUUGUUCGUGACUUUUGAACGUCAAUUAAAUGCGUUGUUGAGAGUUUUUCAGUGCAGUGCUGCUUUUAAUGUCACAGUGCCGUGAUUUCGAUCAUCAACUAAAUUAGCGGCAAGACGUUAAUUCAUUGUAAAACUAAAUAAGUGGGUUAGAUAAGUUUGUACUCUACUUGUGAUCUGUGAAGUCAUGGAUGUGAGUAUGUGACAUGAAAAACUAAAGUUAAUGUUGCUGCGGUCUCAAAUUUCAGCUUCUUAUCGAAUUCCAACCGAUCAACACUGGUUUGAUGCAACUAAGGAUAAGAUAGUUAUGUGAUUUAUAAUAAGCUUAACUGUCGAAUUAACAGUAAUCAAACAAAAAAGUAAAUACUUUUCAGAACAUACAUUUAGGCAGUUUUCGUGCAGUUGAAAUACUCGUGAUUUCUUCCUUGUGUGUUCAACUUUACCAAGAACUCAUUGCAAAAUACUUUGGCUGUCACUUCUGCCUUUAUUUAUACGAGUGGAAAAUAUCGAAAUGCAGGAAGCAAGAAUAAAUUUAAAUACUUCCUGUCCCGUGAACGUGAUUCGAUAAGAAAUUUGAUUCAUUACUAGUCUGAAUAGAAAAAUGACGAAAGAAGCCAUGUUUUUUUUAAAAUAGGUUUGUUAUAUCCGAUAAACAUCCUUGUUGUUUAUUGUGUUGAUUUACUCUAGUGUGAAUAAUUCAGCAGCGUCCAUUGUGGUCUCCUUAGGGACACUUGUCUAAAGAGUUUUUUGAAAAGGUCAGCGUCAAAAAUUGAUUAACUGAAUAACAAUUAUAACAGUCUGUCUACUGUUUACUGCUAAAAAAUCCAACAUAUUAAAAUUUGGUUGGAAUAUUAUUGAUUAUUAUUUUGACCACAUCAGUUUUACGACAAGUGUUUUAAAUUAGUUGUUUUUAAGAAGUCUCUUGACUUUGCAAACACUAUAUUAUACUGUUAGCGAGGCUGUAAAACCAUUCGCAAUAUGCAAACAUCAUGCUUUGUUUAGAAGUACAACAAUAAUUUUAAGCUCCAGACUAUAACGGGCAUUGUGUAUGUUUAAUCUUGCACAUUGUGAUUUUCAAUAAUGGCUGUAAUCAAUUUCAAUGAUACCUCCAAAUUUUGAAAUUCAGUUAGUAUAGAAAAGGACACUUGAAAUUUAGUUCAGUUGUUGAUCUGUACAAAACACCUUUCUUGCUUUCAAAACUUGUACACUUUUGCUUUCAGAUAUACUCAAAAGAAAUGGAAAUUGAACAUUCUAUGAUUAAAAAACCAAUUAGCUUUUAUUAUGGAUAAACAGCGUGCAAAGAAAGUUGUGUCCAGUAGCCUGAGGCUAGUGGAUUUUGCUAUCAGGCUAGUGAAUUCUGUUCUUAACUUGCCCGACAGCCAAAUGAAUUGUUUUAAGGAAUUCAAAUUACAGAACAACUACAAUGUGUUAUCUAUCCUGCUUAUCAAGAAUAAUGCUUUUGGGCUAGUUGAAAUGACUUUUGGGCUAGUAUAUGCUAGUUACAGCUUGCCCAAUAUGGCAAGCUGUAAAACUAACUUUUUUUGUUCCCUGAUAAACCAAGUUUUGGUGAAAUAUCUAGGUACGUGUAGCAGUUUUAAUUUAAUGGAUUUUAUAGGACUUUGUUGACUAGGUCUGCUAUUUACUAUUAUUAGAAAGGCCGUUCACGCAAACUGAAAUAUUGCUAUACCCCCUUGAAGUCAAAUAAUUUAUUAUUAUAUCUAGUAUGUGAUGGUGUGCUGGUCUUGUAGUUUACAAGGAGGUUGAUUGAUCUGUAGGUGCAGGUUUAAGCCUGAACCUGCAGGCAUUAUAUUUAGACAAAGCAAUGUUUUCUUAUACAUGAAUCCCUGUUCCUCUCCACCAAAAUGAAAGGGAUACUGACACAUACUUUGGGGUUUAACUUCUGCAUUGCUAAGUGGAGGAGAUUGUACCUAUGAGAAGUGCAAGGGCUUCCACUGGAGGCUGGCCAGCCAGCCAGCCAGCCAGCCCCUAGGAUAGACUGAGUACCGCUUCCAUGUUUAGCAAUGUAAUCCCAGCAACCCAGCCUUGAGCCCCCACACAGGGCGGCCAGGCACCCCUUCACACUGACAAGCAGGGGAAAAAGGGAGGAGGGACUGGCCUGACCACUACCCACCCACCCUUUAUUGAAUUUAAUGGCAUUCAACUCUGAAGUGGAUUAACAUCCUGCCCAUGGGGGAUUAGAAAAACUUCUAUGUACUUUAGUUACUUAUUUUCUUUUAUUAGGUUUGCCUAUUACUGAACAGUGAAUAAUGAAUGCUCAAUGGCUAGGGGUGCCACAACAGCGGUGAGCCAAUUACAGUGGUCCCAGUACACUGAAACCAUGUUAAACUGAGGCUAUAUGCAGUCCUGAUCAUUAGCCUAAGGUGUUCCUGCACCUAACAAACUGUUGUAGCAAAGUAUUGUACACAGAGAUUUAUGGCUAUUUAUUUGACCUAAUAUUUUUAUUCAAACUUGCAGAUGGUUAAAUGUGAUUAACAACAUGGAUGUUGCAGAUACCAGUCGACACUCAGCAGAUUCUAUAUGCAGUGAUGAUACUGAAUAUCUUCUUGGCCAAAAUGUCUCCAUUAGGGAAAUUGAAGAUGAUGAUCUUCCCGUUCAUGAACAUGGCAAAAUAAAUUCUUUCUUUGGUAGAUCUCAACAUAUGUCACCUCAGCGUUCACCUAAAAAGCCACAGCAAAAAAAUGUAAUAUCAUCAUCAAAAAAGGAUGUUAAAAUCAAAACUGUUAGAGGACAAGAUGAGUAUCACCGAUCACCUAGUCGUAGCAUAGAUAAGCAUCUGUCUUCUAUGGAACCACAAAUGAACAAAGUCAAAGGAAAGAAAUCAAAAGGUCCUCGUGAUUUCAUAAGUAAUGAAGUUGCAAGGGAGCACAGUGAAAUGGUACAGAACAGUUACAGAUCAAAAGGAGUGUGGCAAAGUCAAGAACUUGAAGGUGCUCCUAAAAGUAGCAGAUCUAAUUCAGACAGCUAUGCUAAGCACACACACGUUCAAGGUAAUUUCCAGUCACCCGAAAGUCAUAAGUCUGUUCAUGUUCAAAGCCAGCACAUGGUCACUGGAAGUCCUAAACUGAGACCAGAACUUCAUUAUGAUCAUCCAUCACGAUUAACUCCUCCUACAAGGGAAAGACAAAAUACAAAGAUAAGACCAACAGAACCUGCUAGAUUACCAGUGCGACAAAAUUUACCUGUUGUUCAAGAUAAUUGGGAAAUUGAUUCUCAGAUAUCCUUGGACACGUUAAAUGGUGGCAAUAAUGUGGAAGUUGAGUCUAAUGAUUUGGAAAGCCAAGUGUCUGAGGCAACAGAAGAUUUGAUGAGAGGUGAGGAUGAAGAUGAUGAAGAUAUUACAGACAAGCUCAAAGAACUCAACUUGGCUGUUAAUUACGACACCAACACAAAUGGUAAGUAUUGACCAGCGUGAAUUGUAUCCAAUGGAAGAAGGAAUGGUUAUUGGACUGAGUGGGGUCCAAUGUAAAUUGCAUUUAUCCACAUUAAACUGAAUUUUAUGACACUUAAUAAUAUUGAAAACUGCUUGAUCUAUUACUUUGCAGAGUACUUUGAUGACAAGGUGCGGGAAGGUGCAGAACUCCUAUCAAAACUUUUCGGUGGUCAAGUGGACAAUUAUUACAGUUCCUCAAGGUGAGGUUAUAACCUACCCUAUACAAAUCCAAAUUGAAACAAUAUUUUUCAGCUUACGGCAGAUGUCACAAUAACUAUAGCUGCAUGGCAAUAAUGAUGCUUAAAACACUAAUUGCUACUUGUUAACUUGACUAAUUUCCCUCUUGAUUGGAAAAAGCUUAGCAUUAUAAUUUCUCCUGAAAUUUUGUGGUUGUGCCUUAACCCUUAUUUAAUUUCUACGACCUGGCUGUCCGAACGUGAACACAUUGUAAAAAGAAUGAUUUAGCUCUGGCAAAAAAGCUGUAACAUUGUUGAUUGACAUCAAUUUGGACAACCACAGGCAGCCCAAGCUUUGCAUGAUCUAUUCCUUUUUUUACAUGAUUGAAUAAAUAACUUUUUCCUCAAAAAAAUGAACUUAUUUUAUGGACAUAAAUGAGAUCUGGAUUUAAAAUAAAAAUUGUCUCACCUUCCUUCUAUUUAUGACAAGUUAAAUACAUAUGCAACACAAACAAUCUCAUUUUUUUGCAAACUGUAAAAACCUUGAAGUCAUAUAGUUGUUGUUUUUAAUGCUUAAUCAUAUAAUUUGCUUAGAAAUAACUUGCAAACUUACUAAUCAUUUUCAUGUGAUUCUGCUAACUCCUUAACAAUUCUAGAAGAGAGCUAACCCACAUGUCAACUAACAUAUAUAGUGUUAGAGGGAAAAGGCAACCUUUACGGAUUUUUCAAGCUAGGUAAGAAAUUGUUUGAGCCCAGGACAAUAUAAUUUGAAGUAUUGAAUGAAUUGUAAGAGAAUAAGGAAUGAUAGUAAUGUACACAACAAAAGGGGCAUCCUGGUGGCUUCUCUAGGACAGCUUAUACCCAAAGAAUUCUGCAAAUAAGUGGAAGAUACAGUGUACAUCCACCCAAGAUACACCAUAAAGCCUGAUCUUCACAAGCCAAUCAAGCACAUUGUCAUUAGUGAGAAUAAGCACUAUUCGCAAUGCUUGAAAACAAAGCGCAAAUGCUAGAACCCCAUGCUAAUGCUCAGGGGACACUAGAAAUACCCAGGCUGGGGGAUGAAGGUCCCUAGGGGCGACCUUAAGUAGUGGCAAAGUAUUCUCGCUCCACUCAUUGGCAUAUCAGUGCAAAGGAGUAAGACACACAUCCUACUGCCAUGUUCUAUUUCCUCUCAAUGCAAGGUGCGCAAUCAACUCUUGCAUAACAGAAUAUAUUCAAAGAGUGCAGAGCGAGAGUGUUGUGUAAUAGGACAUUGACUUAAUGCAAAGCAUAAACACACAUGCAAGCAAAAUUUUAUCCUUGUUCUUGGGCUUAAGCGUAUGCUUGCAUCUACGUUUUCAUUGUCAAACAAGGAUUUUUGCCCUUGCCCUUGUGCAUAUGUUUAAUACAUCACCAGUAAAACAAGGCUUGACAUGUAUUAAGGGUAAAUGAGUUUGGGAAUAACCAAGUAGACUCAGGCCAGCAAAGUGAAAUGAAAACCACAUACAGUGGAACUUCUCCUUUGGGACACCUCAAAUUUUGGUCCGGGAAAAAUGUCAGCAUAACCUUUGUAUGUUUUACCUCUGUCGAGCACAACAUAAACUAUCCCACUUAAAUCAAUGUACUGCAGCUGUGGGCUUUCAACAUGUAGAAUUUUGCAGAGAUAAGUCAGUCAUGAUUUUUUAUGCAUUAUCUAGCUGCUUGAAACGUUGACUGCAGUAGAUUUUGAGGCAAAAUAAAAGAAGAAUAUUUUAUUUGUUGGUUAAUUAUUACUUAACCCCAGCCUCUGUUGAGGGGACACUUCUAUUGGGGACAAUUGCCUUGGUCCCGAGUGUGUCCCAUGAACAGAGGCUCCACUGUAUUUGUAAAACAUAACCCUAUUGAUCUUUUACCUGUGGACUUGUAGCAGUCAGAAAAAUGAAAUAAUUAAAAAAACCAGUUGCUGGCCAUUCAAGAAAAGAUAAUCUGGACCUUGUGGUAUUCUUGUCAAUCUUUCCCUGUUAUAAAAAACACUUUAGUGACCUGUCCCGCAAGUAACUAUCUGCCUAACUAUCCUAUCAAUCCAAUCUAUCGAUCCACCUAUUUAGUCAAGUCUUUUCUGAAUUCAUAUUACUGACAAAUGACUCUAAUUUUCAGUGGUCAAUCUAGGAGUUCUGCUUCAGGAUCAGGAAGUGUCCAAGAAGGUAAGAACAGACAUUUUUCUUGUCUGGUGGCAACUAUCACUAAUCUCAAACUCACCAUUACAUGGGUAAUACCAUUGGUAAGAUAAUCUUCUAUCGAUCCAUCUGCAAAAUUUUGGCUGUCAUGUGACUAUACAUUCAUCUGUCCAUCUGCACCAAAUGCAAACAGAUGUGAUAAGAUAUACCUAACCGAAAUAGAAUGUUAGAAUGAGGUGUCCACUGAUGCUGACCUGCAUCACUAGCUCUGAGGCCCUGGUUGUUCAAAAGUUGGAUAGCGCUAUCCACCGGAUAAAUUGCUUUCCAGUGGAUAAAUAGGACGAAGACCAAUAAUUAUUGCGUUAUCCACUAGAUAGUGAUUUUUCCAGUGAAAAGAGCUAUUCACCUUUUGAAUAACUGGAGCCAAGUGUAUAAAGAUCACUAGACCUUCAGUUGACAAUUUUCAUGGGAUUGCAAGUUCAGGUUUGGAGUAUUUAGUUCCCUCUUUAGCUUUUUAGUGUGUGAGAGUAAACAGGUAGUAGUUAAAGAGAGCUCUGCUUUUAGGCCAAUGUCUCUGCAAAUAUUUCCACGUGGCACUAAAUUUUAACGUAAGCUCUUAUUUUUGCAGUUUCUUUUUUUUUCACAAUCUGCAAAUAAACAGACUUCCAAAAAUAUUACUGCAAAAUUUACUGCACUGCAGGUAAUGAUGUUGUUUUCACAAAGCUGGGUACACAAAACUGACUUAGUGAAAUAGUGCCUGCUUAAUUAAAACGUUAGAAAUUAUGUUAUGAUAUCAAUCCGUUUGAUUGUGACUUCCUGAAAAUCUCAAAAAAAAUUAAUUCCCAAUAAUGCCAAGGAAAAAACACUGACAUAAUUGCAAAAUUUAGUUCCUGCAAAACACAAAAAAUGGUCAGUCUAGAGGAUGAACCACCACAAAAAUUUCAUCAGCACAGUAGUUGACCCAGUUGUGGUUUAGUUUCUUUUCUUUGACUGUCAGCCUCUAGAUCAGAUGGACACGUGGAAGAGAGGAAGAAUUUAGAUAAUUCAAGUACAAAGGUCAUGCAGCGAUCAUUUCAUAAGUCUGCAUCACCUCAAGUACAAUCAGUAGCCUCUGAACAAAACAGUGGAACACUGACAGAUAAAAGCAGCUCUUUUGAGUCCAGCAUAUCAACAUCUGCCAGGAGGCAAGGUUCAGCUUCUCGCAAAGAAGUUAGAUUUAGAGACGAUGUAGCCCCCAUGCGAGAAACACAACAGCGAAACCAUCAGAUGCAGGCUACAGAUGGUGAGUUUAUCUUGGAGACUUCUGCUUUUAGAGCGGCUAUGAACUAUGAUGACGAUGACCAUGACAGUGACACUAGAGACGUUUCUGAGGGACAGCAUGUCUAUUAUCAGGCUGAAAAUAGAGUUGACGAGAUGGUCUAUGCACAAACUAGGCUUGUAACACCAGCACAUUAUGCGGAUGAGUUAGACAGUAGAACUGGCCCUAGUGUUAAAUUGCAGUCGCCAUCAAAACAGCAAGGUGAGAGUAGUAUCAACCAGCACAUUUAAGUUGAUAAUUUAUAACUGAGAUUGUAUAUACUUACAGCCCCUUGCUAAUAUAAAAGAUGAGUAGUAAGUUCAGUUACAAUAAUGUUAUUAUAAUCAAACAUAGAAUAGAAAGGUGAGAUUGAGUUAAUUUUAAAGAGGAAUAAUCUUAAUUUGAGAGUGGCACAUAUGUAGUCUGUGAAGGAUAUUUAUACUGUUGUGUUGAAUAUAAUGGUUGUGUCAUGUAGUAACUGUAUCAUCCAGCAAAUUUUUUCUUACAAGUGGCCAGGAGAUUCACGAGGAAGUAAUCAUGUCUAAUUUGCAUAAAUGUGAUCAGCUGUAAUGAUGUUACACUUAACAUGGAAUCAUCCAUGACCUUUAACUUUAUAUUUAUAAUGAGCAAGUUACUGUCAAGACUGCCAACAGUCUGCUGCCAAAAUUUGUAAGAAGGAUUCUCUCUUAAGCUGUUGCUGAUUUUUUUUUAAUUUCCAUGUUUGCACAGAGUUACUGUCACUUGAAUGUCUUGUGGGUGGUUAGACUCAGUGCAAAAUGUGCAGGGCAGUGAAAGCACAUGCAGUUACUUCAGCAGAGAAAGUGUAACAAGAAGCAAAAACAUUGAGCUGACAUCAUGGCUGACUUUUUGCUUUACGUGAAUUGAGAAAGUGACUUUAGAGUGACUAUUCUUCAUGAAAUAGUAAAGCCCUGAUGGACUUUUGAUAAAAGGGUGAAUUCUGAAUUCUCCUUCUUAUUUGUGUUGCACUUUUCUUUCAAUCAAGGGGAGAAUUUUAUAUUUGAUCAAGAGUCACUUAGGGCCUUGUUUCAUGCACCCCCUUUUACGAUAUUUCCAUUCCUCAGCUCAUCGGCAUGAUACUAGUUACUCUUCAUCUCCACACAAAGACAGAGGUGAUCGGCGAUUUCAUGCUGAGAAGUUUUCUGACAGUGGAAGUUCCAGAGGUUUUGAAUACCAUGAAUAUACACCAGUAACUGGAGGAUUUAUGACAUCAACACCCCAGAUAAAAUCCCAGGCUCUCUUCUCACCCACCAAAGCUUAUCAGGUGAGUUAUAAAACUAACCUGUGGUGUUGCAAAGAAACUGCUUGUACAAAAACCCUCUUCAAUACCACCAUAAGACAGAGAACCUCUGUAAGUUAUUCAUAUUUAUCACUUUGUAGGAGCUACCUAUAAUAAAGAUUAUGAAGUUUUGUUGUGGAGCUCUUUCACUCAUUUAGCCAACAGCUAUAAAACAUUUCUUUGAAGAAAAGAAAGUUUUUACAUGAGAAAAGGGUUAACUCCCACAGGAUUGGUUUGCGAAACAACAUGCAUGGUUGCCUUUAGGACACCAGUAUGGCAGACGUGACGCCAUGUGAAAAGGCUCCACCAACAGGCCCUCUUCCAACGAAAAAGGGGGACAAAAAUGGGGAUGUUUUGGAGAGGUGGUCUUUUGUGGAGGCUUGUUUGCAGAUGUACAAAUCGCCAUGAGUUGAGGGUUGUUGUUGCAUAGUAGAUGCAAUAUACAUGUACUUUACUGAAAUUCAGUAGCUUGUAUGUUCAAGGCCUGUUGCUUGUAUCCAGCCUCGUGUCUCCCUGUAGUUCAAUUAAUUAGAAAGAACUAAAAAUUAUUAUGAAAUAGAGUACAGUUAAACCCCAUGUUAGUAUGGAUACUAUGGGGGCCAUAGAAAGUGUCCGUAUUAACGGGGUGUCCGUAUAAAGCGGGUUGAAAAUAAAAGUGCUCUCUUUCCACUGGACAAAGCAAACAGUCUGUAAUAAUGAGGUGUCCAUGCAUAUCAAGAGUUUGUCUGUACAGUGGGGUUUUACUGUACAAGUAGUUUUGCCAUUUCCCUCUGGGAUAGUAGGGCAUUUAGCAAAACAUACAAAACACACAUGCUUGCGUGUUUCACUCAUUCUAAUAUCCCAGAGAAAAAACUAGGGACUACUUAUAGUCUAACUUUGAAAACAUGACAGGGUUUUUUUUGUUAAUCUCUAGCCAGGCACCAUAUUUAGCAGAUCUCUGUGCGAUCUCCAGCGAUCUCUGUAUACUCUAUGUCCUGCGCUUUCAGAAUUUUUUUUUUCAUUGUUAUGUUGUGUUUUUCUAGGCUGAUGCGUUUGAUGCCCAGAGGGAAGCUCAUCAGAAAAUUCUACUCAAGGUGAGAAUUUUAGACAUGAUGUGAUCUGAAUUUCAGUCAGAUACACCACAUCACCUACUAAACCAUGUCUGUUAAUCACAGUUACAAGAAAGUGAAAAGAAACUCAACAGAAGCUUGCAAGAAGUUAAAAAAGUGGAAUUUGAGCUUGAAGAAGCAACGUCACAGAAAAAAGUAGGAAUGGUUAAACACAUUGUGCAAUUAAACUGCUUUUUUGCCUCUUUUUCUGUGGUGGAUUGUUAAGCAUACAUUCUCAAUGAAACGUUCCACCAGAUUGCUUUGCAGGAACUUCAGGUUCUGGAAGACACGAUCAAACGCAAUAAGGCUGAGGUCAACUCAUCUGAAAACUUGGUGGAACAGUACAGACAACAGGCAACUAAAACAAGGUAAAUUUGCUAUACAACAGAAAAAAGUGUGAUGGGGCCCGAUUACAAAAAAGUAGACAAAGAUAAAUUGUACUAUUUUGACCUUGUUUGUUUUCAAACAUCUUAGUAGUAUAGUUUUUUACAAUGUACCAAAGGUUUUUGUACUUACUGGCUUAUAGCCAGUAAUGCACUGUAUCAUGGGGUCUGUAAGUAAGUUUGUAAUUAAGUAAGACCAUUUCAAGUAAGAUGUCACAAAUCGCCUUGUUACCUAGUUUUAAUAGGUUGAGAAACUUUCGCAGCAUCCAAUGUCAAUUCAGUCGGCCAUAUUACAAACAACAUUUUAACAGACACAUGGAUAAUGUUACCCUGUGUAAUGUUCAUCACCAGUAAGCUCAUAUUCUCUCAAGGGGAGGUUUUAGCUAUAUGUUGAACUAUUACAUAUUUUACAACAACCAAUGUAUGACUAAUUUUUUAACCCUUUCACUUCCAAAUUUAGCCAAAAGUAAAUUUCAACCAAAUUUCCAAAUUUCAGUUUGUGAAAUUUUGAAAAACAAAUAAUACCAUGUGUAGGUAUAGGCAGAGAGGUUUGAUUUGAAGGGUCACAUCAUAGGAUUUCAUCCGCAGACUCGAAAGUUAGAGUCACCUCACAAAACUCUAUCAAGCACUCUGGCAGUGAAAGAGUUAAAUGUGAACAAACCGUGAUGUAGACUAACUCUUUAUCAAAUGUCCGUAUUCUUCUUCAGAACUCAGCUUAUGGAUCUGGAACUUCAGAGAGAUAAUAUUCAACAUGAAAUUAAAGAACUGCGAAGCUAUCUCGGGAGACAGAAACAGGAAUCACAACAAGUUGUCCAGGUGGAAAAGAAAAAUGAACUCAAAGUUCUGGAGCUGAGCAUAGAAAAAGAUCAGCUUCAAAGUGAGGUAGAGUCAUUGAAAUCACAACUUAAACAGGCCGAGGGAAACUUUGCGAAUGAGAAACAGAAUUAUCUUCACAAGGUUGGAAUUCUUCACGAGCAGUUACACGAGGAACAAAAAGCGUCCAAAGAGGCUGUAGAGAAACUUAAACAGGUCAGUGAGGUUUUUAACCCCUUAAACCCUAAUAUCAAAAUUUACAUUCUCGUUUGUUUCCCCGAUACGAUUCCAAAAGACGUAGUGAGGAAAAAUUUCUUUGCUUCUUUGCAUUUAUUUCUUCAUUCUGCGGUUCCAAUAUAUGAAGUUCAUGUGUUCAUUUUUUCACUGUCAAUGCUCUUUUUGUUUUUGUAGCAACUUGAAGAUGAACGGCAGAAAGCUCGCGAUUCCCACUACGAAAGAAUCAACGCAAUUCACAAACUGCAAGACGAAUCAAAGGAGAUGCAUCAUAAAGAACUUGAGGUGCUGCGGAACAGGUUUAUGAGGGUGAGGAACAGAGAGAAAACCUCUUACGUUUCCUCUUGCGCAAAAUAAAGAAAAACCAUUUGUAGUAUACAGUCCUUGUUUUUCCUAGCCUGAAUUUCAUCCGAUUACUUCGAGUCGUUAUUACUCCCUCAGUUGUUGAGAGGAGAAAACGACUCGAAGCAAUCGGAUGAAUUUCAGGCUAUGUUUUUCCCAACAUGGCUUAACUUAAUAAUAAUAUAAGUUUAUUUAUAUAGUGUUAUUUCACUUAUUGCCCGUAACUUCUUACAAAUCAUGGUACUAAAUGAACAAAAUCUAUUUGCAAUCAAUUCUAUAAAAAUAAGUAAUUACAUAUCAUCAGCUAAAAUUUUAACAUAACAACUGAAUACAUAAUAAAAUGGAAUUACUACGUAAAAUAACUUUUAAAGGUGCACUUGAAGAGAUGGAUUUUUCGUUGACGUUUUAAGCCAUCGAUGCCAGCAGCGUUCCUUAAACAAACUGGCAGUUCAUAGUUAACUUAGCUGGCCGUAUUCACCCGAGAUUCGCGAGGUUCAUUGAGAGACACGCAAUUUUAGUAAUUAGUGGAGCCAUUGGCUUUAUGUUUCGUUCUAGAUUUGGUCACCUUUACCUUCAAAACGCGCAACGGCUCAGUCAAUAGUAACGUUUGUUUCACUGAUGUUACUUUAUAUGUGAUGUAGUUCCAGAGAAUUUCUCAAAGACCCACAGAGCGGUAAGUCCGUAACGAAUUAGAGCUUAUCAAUUUCUGUACUGAGUAGUAAUUCAUUUUUACAGGAAAAAGAAGUGGAGUUGGAGUCAUUGCGAGAGAAAUCGCGAAGAGACAGGGAAGAACUCAACAAAAAGCUACAGGUAAAAAUCCGAUAUCGGUAGUAACUUGUGAAGAUAGUGCCGAAAAGCUGUAAUACACUGACCGUUUUUUCUUCACGGCCUUUUUCGCCGUAAUAGUUGGAUAAGAGUAAAAUUUGAGUCAAGUGAGGUUCGACUGAAGUAUAAAUGUAGUGGGAGCCAGAAGUGACCUACAUUUUAUAACUGAUGAGUAGUAACUAAAAUUGUAUAAGUCUAUAUGGUUUGCAUGUGUACAUUUCUUUUUCGUAUUUGAAUUUUGUUCAUUUUGUGUCUUAAGGGAAAUAUCACAGCUGAUAUCGGUGUUUGUGGCUGUUGCGGGUGCGUUGUUAGUGUUUGUUUAAGGAUUUAAUCCCGAUUUGACUUAAGUAAUAAAGUAAUCUCAUCACCAUUUAACGCUGCGGCGUUUAAGAGAUCACAGACCAGUGUAGUGCGAGGGGGGGGGGAGCAUCCCCAGCCCUAACCGCAGUUUUAAUCUCUGAUUUGAUUUUAAUUGUUUUUCUGCUUUCCAGGGUCGAGAUCAUAAGAUAAAUCAACUAGAAAAUGACGUUAAAGACUACGAGGAACAAAUAACAAACUUAAAGACGCAAGUGUUUCAAGAACAACAAAAAUUAUUUGAAUGCGAGAGCGAGUGGAAAGAAAACUUAGCAAAACAAGACACUCAUUCAAAAUCUUUAAAAAUCGAGGUACAACUUCGUCCCGUUUUAAUUAAUUAUGAUAGGCUAACUGUUUUCAAAAAGUAAUUUCGUCUGAAGUUACUCGUUCCAAAUAAAAUACGUGGUGUAACGGUCAGAGUCAAACUUAAGGAAUGGAAAGAAAUUGAAACUAUUAUUACAAAACCAGUCGACCGGCCUUUGAUGAUGAAUGGAUUCAGGCCAAGUAUUUCUUUGGCGCAUAUGGCAUUAAUGUGAACUCGAAGAACGGUAAUUAUUCCUUUAGAUCUUUAAGCGUUGCACCUCUAUUUUGAUAGCGGAUAAGUCGCCUGUGAAAAUGUCAUUAGUGUAAUAAGAAAAUGACCUAAGAAACGUACACUAAAUUUUGCCCUGUCGUGUUGGUUAAUAAUGUCUCUUUUAUCACUUUGUUCGUAGAUUGACUCCUUAAACGAGAAAGAAGCAGCUCUGUACGAGAAACAACGGAAAACGGAGGAGGUAUAGUAAUGUCUUUUAUGCGAGUUAGCGUAACCGUUAGCAAACACUAAAACUUUCCCGAUCGGCGGAUGCUAGUGAGUCAGUUCUAGAAAUGCGUCUGCAUUGCGAGGCGAUAUAUUUCUGUAAUUUUUUUUUUCAUUGUUGUGUGGAUGAUAAUUGAUAUGCCUCCGAUUUUCAGCUUCUUGAGCAAAAAAUGCUGGAACUUAGAAGGGUAGAAGAAAAAUCAUCCUCGCGAUCAGAAGAACUCUCUCAAAUAGUCAAGGUAAAUCGAGAAGUUUCGUUCACGUUUGUGUAGUGUGUCCUUUUGAAUGAGGAUGGGCGAACAGAUAACUGGCUUGACUGUUAAACCGUAAAUUGUAAUAGAACCUUCACCAUUUAACUCCAACUACCAGUAAAAACCGAAAAAAGAAACGCUGAACCCAAGGCGUCUUGCUUCCCGCAGAAUAAGGAUGAUGAGAUCGCAAUGUUACGAGGUCUGGUUCGACAGCAAGAAGACGCAACGAGGUUACUAGGCGAGAAGAUGAGAAAUGAAGCACAAGAACAUGUAAGUAAUUACGUUAGAUUUUUCCUAGAUUCUGAGUACUGUGACAGUCGAGUACUGUACACGCGAAGGUCAUGUAUACGAAGUUUUUCUCGUCUUAGCUGAGACGCGUCUUAUCUAAGAACAGGUGGUAAGGGCUGUUCUAAUAUAAGACGCGACUUAGCUAAGUCGCGUCUUAUUUUACACGAAAUGUGCCGUUUAUACGGAAAGUUCGCGUCUUAGUUUUCCUCGUAUAAAUGGCCCUAUUGUGUUGUACUUUGUAGAGUCAUUUUCGUGGUAUCUCCAGCUUUUCCUUGCUGACUGACCAAUCACAACAGACUUGGUAAUCCAACGAAUCAAUCAGCUGGUAGAUAAAAUUGUACGCAGUGCUGAGCGCGGGAAAAUGUGUGUCACCAUGAUUGUUGAGGUUUCUUUUCUUUAGCUGAGUUAAAUUAUGGGUUUCUGGUUAAAUACAAUAAAACUUAUUGUCGUUAUAGUGACAGGGUAUUAAUCGUGAAAAAUUUAAAAAUUUUGUUUGUUUGAAGUGCAACAGCUUCAUCUAGUUUACAGUCACUCCAAACAAUAGUACUUAGAAACAAGCAAAUAUUCCACCAAAUUAAACCUAACGUGGUCGAAAACGUGAGGUAAGAGUAGGCGAACCGGUUCGCUUGUUAUGAGAGCCGUGGAUCAGGAAAUUGUAUUGCUGUAAACAAAUUUACAACACUACUUGAUUUAACCUGACUGCGAACCUUAUUUUCAGUUUCUGAGAACGCUCGUGAAAAUCGCCACCGCGACUAAGCGACACGACUGGUAUUUCAAUCGCUUGCUCAACUAUAUCCCUGUGGAAUAAAGACGAAUACUCGUAGUCGUAAAUAGACCUUGUCACGGUAAAAUAUCAAUGUAAACUAAAGCUACAACGCAAAGGAUUGUCCUAAACAAUUUUGGGGGCGUACCUGUGCUUAAAUUUCUCUAGAGGCUUGCCUUAGAUUUUACAUAUUAUUGUCUGUAAUUUUACCGGGACUUUCUUACAGACAAAUGUAUAGAAAAUUUAAAAAAGUGGUUCUAGGUCUUCUAGUGCAUGUAACGCCCUUUAUUUUUUUCAGUAGAAUCCUUGGGAGCAAAAAAAGGAGCGAAGCUUUAAUUUACAAAUCAUAUUUUUUCAGAAGAGCCGUUUUGCGGAAGUUAUUCGACGUUAGAUUCUCAUACAAACACAAUGUAAUUUCUCACGCGUUUGCCUACUCGUCAAGAUGGCGUCGAAAACCGUGACAAGGUCUAUUAUGUAUUACGUAAUUAUCAGUGAUGACAAAAGCAUAUUUUUUCGGACAUGACUUUCAGGCACAACGGUAGUAAUGCCCUUUUUUAAUUUUGACAGUUUUUAAUGUUGAAUAUUACUUCGUCAGAUUCGCAAUGCGCUGGAAAAAGAGCGCGAAACAGCAGACCGCGAACGCACAAGGCACCAGACAAAACUAGAGGAGAUACGCGACAAAUACGAGUCUGCCUUAAAACAUGUGCGAGAGGAGUUAGAAGCCGAAAGACAAGGUCAUAAUCACCUAAAUGUCUCUGUCAGUAAGAUUAAAAAGGUUAGUUUUUAGUAGCUUCUGUUAGGUUUGUGUUUGUGUAACUAACGGUUGUGUAACUCAACUGAACUUCUAAACCAAAAAAUGCAACGCGUCAGAUACAAAGAAACACUUGGUCCCCCCACCCCCCACCCCAGUGCUGAGCAUGUCGUAUGUCGAAAAAAGCAAGUUUUCUUGCGCACUUGUGUGAUGAGUAAUUGCUCAGACAAGUGGCCUUCUGAAUCCUUAACAAAGAAAACUAUGAACCUGCCAGAGCAAGCAAAAUCAAGGAGCCUCUUGACACAAUCGUGUGGAGAGCAUUCAUGGAGAAGGUAUUAUUUGGGUUUCCACUCUCUGGUAAACCUGUUGUUCUGAUUGGCCAACAUUUGCCCCUGUUUUCACCAAUCACAACAUCCCUUUGGAGGCGUGUUAAUGGAAUGGUUUGUGCGGUGGACUUCAUAUCUAAAGGUGUAUUGUUUAAAGCUUUGUAUCUCCUGUUGUAUGAGUAUUUUGUUGUGUUUUUAGACUUUGUUUUACGUUGUCGUUCUUUCACCCAUCUGUAAAGUAGUACAAGAGGAAAACAGUGAAUUGCAAUGGGUGCCCUGGGUUGCCAUGUGACUAACGAAGUACAGCAAGCACUAAGCAAAUAGUAUUCCUUUGCUUAAAACAGCCUGGUCUAGCUGAGAUCCACAGGCCGGUGUGUUUUUUUUUCGUAGAAUAGCUCUGACAACACAAAUAUCCUGGAAAUUUUAAGGAUUUUUUUUUAUUUACUCUAUUUUUAUUGUUGACCAACAGGAAAUCGAAAAGUUGCGCGAGUUAAACCUGCAAGCUGAACAAGAGAAGGUCGAUGCUGUUGCACACGUCAGGAACGAAGCUAAAACGGAAAUUGUGACAAUGAGAGACAAAAUUCAGGAGGUAAUUGAAUUUUUCUCAAUUUUACCUUGACGAAAGGUAAUUCAUACGAAACAAACUUUGUAUUUUCAAUGAGCUGAGGAAGCGUGUGCCAGCGGUUAGAGCGCUGGACUUGAAAUCCGGAGGCCCUCGGUUCACGCCGCGCUCUUGCCAGUUGGGAUUCUUAACCAUUUUUAGCCUGCUUGAUGCCGACGUCUCCUAUUUCCGUUAGAGAGCUUAAGCAACGAUGACGACUGUUAUUCCUGUUAACUAUUCGCGACUUUUGAAGAUUUUAAGGCGUAUUAAAGGUGGUCGGCUUGGAUGGGGUUAAUGCGAUAGUUUUAUUUGUGAUAUCUCUAAGUGAGUAACUUUACGUCGGCUGUUGUUUUCUUUAGUUGAGCGCAUUAGUAGAAACAACGGAGAAAGAAACAGCAAAGGAGAUUAACGAAGAAUGUCGAAAAACAGCCGCCCUGAUUGGAGAUUCUGCCAACAACACCCCUGUGAGGUAAAUAGACGUCAGACAUUAUUUGCCGCGAGAUGUUCUCUUCAUCCUUUGUCAAACAAAACCCUCACAAAGUUAUGUUUUAUGUUGUUUUGUUUUGGUCAGAAAUUUAUCAAGCAGCUAUGUUGGUGAAAGUCCCAGGUCGACCACGGACAGUCCUGCUAAAGAUGCUCUGGUAAUUAUGAAUGACGUUUUUUAGAAGUUGGAAUAGUUGGUAGUGGUGGUGGUGAUGAAGGGGGGGGGGGGGGGGGAACAGUUUUAGAGCCGUUAGAAGCUUAAGUACGAAGAAUUCUGCAGGGUUUUCUUUUGGUUUUUCCUUAUUGUCGUCGACCAAAAAAGGUCCCAGUUUUUAAUCGUUUCUUCUCUCUUGCAGCUAAAUCUCCGUUCAUACAAUGAAGAGCUAAGACAGCAUUUGAUAGAAGCUCGAAAAGAGCUUGAACAAAACAACAGAGAACUGGCCCUCAAAAAGCAGGUAUUUAUCUUCUCUUGUUUGUUAAUCCUCGAGUGGCCUGUUCUGCUCGGGCUUUCGGAAUCAUGAAAGAAGAGGCCACCAUAAGACUUCUUGUCGAGAAUGCAACCUCGUUCGUGUUGUGGAGCGAGUGAAGUAGUUUCGAGGUAAAGCAGCUCUUAGUAGUUUUGGUCCUUCAGUUGCGUGAGUAGCUCGCGGAGUUGGUUAUCCAUAAAGGAGGUUAGACAGUCUAUAAGACCGUUUCAGGUCGACCGAAAAUCAUUUUCUAGCCAGACAAUAGUUGCAGGUUUUUUGUUGUGACCAACGUUCUUUUUCAUGCUUCUUUUGCCACUGCACAUAAUCAUCUGCAGUGCAGCCUGACAGCGGUAUUAAGAUGACAAGGUAGUUACUUCAUAUAUGAUUAUUAUAGUGUACAUUUAGUACCUACCUGGUAUGUCUGUCUAACUGUUGCCGUUAUUUUUCUUCUGGUCUACAGCAGCAAAGCAGCGGAGAUCUCACUCCCCAGCAAGUGUAUUUGUUUAAGAAAGCUCUCGGUGCUAAGGUAACAUGCACACGCCUUAUUAAGUUUCUAACGCAUUUAAGUCAAUUGUUGUUUGGUUUCAUAUACUGUUGCACUCAGUAUUUAGGAUUUGUUUCAUGUAGCAGUUAUUCCAAUUAAUUAUCUCAAGGCGUUUGGAAUACACCCCCGAUGUGAUGUGUGUGGAAUAAUUCAAGAACAUUGCACUGCAGUAGUACCAGUACAUUCAGCUAAUGCGUAUCUGCGGAAUUACGCUUGCAUAUUCAGCCACUUUUGUCCUCAUAUUUAACGUAAAAUGACACAACAGUGAUAUAGUGAAGGUUCUUCCUUAUGUCAAUACUGCUUUUUUUCUCUCUCUUGACUAGGAGGAGGAAUUGGCCAGACUGAAAAAGUAAGCUGAAAGAAUUGUUUUCUCUUUUAAAACCCUUUCGUUUCUGAGAUCAACUUCAAAAAGCUAGCUCUUGUGAGUCUGUGUACGGAGUAUUAGGAUAAAUAGUGUGUACCAAUCCAAGUAAAAUCUCUUUGAGUGCAGUUUGCUGGGUGCGUUUGUUUUCACAUUUGAUUAUUUUUUUAUUCUCUCUCGUAUUAGAGUCAUAUUCAAAUAUAUAGUCUAGACACUCUUGUGAUUAAAAAGGUGAAGUAUUCAGCAAUUUUGUUCACCACAUUUUCGUUUAAACGUUCGCGUUGAUUGCUUUAGGUGAUUAUAUCCUGUCAGUAAUGUUUUGUUUCAAGGCUUCGCCUGUUGGUUUCCAAGAAAAUAGCGACGAACGCCAAAUGCUUUUUUCAUUUGGUUGGCGAGUUUCAAGCCUCCAUAGAUACCUUAUUAACAGAGUUUAGAAAGUUUGUAACACUAUGUCUUUGCUUUUUAACAGGCAGUUUCAAGAAGAAAAUGAGAAAAACGCGCUGCAGGUCAAAUCCGAGAGAACGGUAAGUCAUUUACUGACAGUGAAUGAGUCUCAGCCCGUAAAGAUUUUUGCGUUCCAACCUCGUUUUCGGGAGAAAGAGAGAAUCCAACGAGGUUGUUCGCAGUUAGCUUGUAAUAACUAAUGUUUAUAUUAUAUUUUUAGGCCUAUCAGAAAACCAUCGAUCGUUUAGAAAAGGAACUGAAGCAAGCUAAGGCUGCUGUAAGUAAACAAAAACCAAAAUUUUCUUAGUUUUCCUUAAAAGUAAGACAUUAACCAUGAUACCGGCUCUUAUUUACACAGACCCCAGUCGGUAGCCCCAUGGUAAACGGCCAUUCAUCUCCAACAGAGAGCGGUGUAGGUACCAGUCUCAGCUCGACAACACCCAGUCCGAGGCCUGGAGAGGAUACCAGCACUGCAAGGUUGUUACGUCACUUACAGGGCAGAGUGCAGCAACUGCGGGCUCAGAAUGACAGUCUGCGCAAGUCAUCCGAGAAUGAGUCGCUGAAUGAUAGCCACUGUAGUGUAGUCUCGACCGAAUCGGUAAGGCGGAAGUAUGGUUACCACGUGUAAUAUUCGAAGAGCGUAUGUCAAUCCUCGAGAGAAUCUCCCGCUGGAACAACUUUACUGUGCUUAAGACGUAGUAUAGUUACCACAUUUCAGAGUCAGCCUUCGAGAAAAUCUCUGGCUGGAACAAAUUUACUGUGAUCAUUCGAGUAAGAGUUUUUGAAGAGGAAAUUCGAACCUCUGUAAUCGGGUUCUUUUGUUUGUUCCGGCGAAUACAUUCACUCUUGUUCUGAUCCCUAAACAACGAACACCUCUCCACAAAGGCUGGCCUAGUUCCUCUGUUCCCACUUCCCAAGGAGUCCUUUCUAGGGAGGUUUAAUUGUACUUUUGAAGUUUUAGUUAUUUUUCUUCAUUCUUUUUUCCCCUCGUGAUUUGCAUGAUCAAUGUGAUCGUUACUAAUAGUAUUUUUUUUACAUUGCUUGUAGUUUAACGCGAGUGAGGAAGACUCAAGAAGGCUUCAUGCUGCACUUAAGGUAUCGUGGUUGUAGCGUUGUAUGUAAGCAGACGAUCAUUGGAAGAGGUUUUUUUACAAUAAAGAGCUAAAGUAACAACGACGGCGACGGCUACGAAAACGUCAUUUAAAAAGUGAAUUCGCGCUGCUUCAAACUUUAUCGCGCUUAUUUCAUCUCGUUCAAUUCGUCAAAUGUCCAAUUUUUCCGGAGUUUAAUUCUAAAAGACUGUAUCGAAGUUCAGGAAAAGAAAAAUAAAGUCGUCGUCUUAUCUUCACGUCCUCGACGAACGAGAAAUUAGGCACUUUCACUUUGUGGUCGUGCAGCGAAAAUCCAAAAAAAAUCCCUGGAUCAAGAAUUAACCCCCCCCAAAAAAAAAAAAAAAAAAAAAAAAAAGGUCAUAAGGAUACUUUAUUCGCAGCACUACGCGGCCGGGGUACGAGGGUGAACUACCAGGAAUCUUCACAUUGUUUUGAAUACCCCUAAAAAUCCCUACUUAAAUCAAACCACCUAAAAAAUACUUGCCAAAUUUUCCUACCCAAACAUCCGCGGAGUCGAAAAUUAAACCCCCCAAAAAUCCUUCGAUCAUCCCCGUCACUUGUAAUCCGAAGUACUCCCCCGGGGCUACAAGAAUCGUUGUUUUUAAAUUUGUUUUGCGUACUGAAGCAUACACUUUUCAGUAGCCCAAGUUUUCUUUUCCCGCUUUUCUGUGUAACACAGUUGCUCGAAACGGGAAUUGUUUCAAGGGUAUAUAAGUCCGUUACCCUAUAAAUUUUGUCUUUCUAUAGAUGUCGGAAGACAAAGCGCAAAGAAAUGCCGCCAUGUUAAGUCAAAAGAUGAUGGAAAUGACCAAGUUACAGAAAAUGCUCACACAUGCUACCAAGGUAAGGAUGGUAAUGUAGCUCUUCCCUCUUGCGUAUCGUGAGUGAUCCAUUUGUGCAUGCCGCCCAUACUAAGUGUAGAUCAGUACGGGAGUACUGACAAACAUGACGCAGAAGGGGUUCGAUUUGUUUGAAGAGUAUGGUAGGGUGCUCAGUAGUGAAAAUAAAUGAAUCGCUGGAAUAAAUUUCUGUAAGGCCUUACCACUUUUUGGUCAUUUUUCCUGUUCCUUAAUCUCUCCUAACCCCCUCCCCCUCCCAACCCCCUUCCCUCCCCCUGAACGGCAAAUAAUACAAAGACUGUCGCCGUUUGUACGUGAAACGACUGACUGACUCUUCACUGCGAUCUGAGAGGCCUUAAUAUGUUGAUGACUUCAUUUUGGUUUUUCAGGAAAACAUGAAACUGGAACGAGCUUACGCCUCAUUACAACGGAAAAUAAUCGACAACUCCAGAUAACAGUGCCAUUCAUAGUCCACUGAAAUAUGACUUACGUACCUUUGCUUGGCCAUAUUCCAUUCAAAUACGCCAAAUUUAGCGAAAACAUCAUUUAUAUUCUAGAUGCUAGAAAACUAAAUGGGGUAUGGUAAUCGUAGGGUGGAUUUGUACCUAAUUCAAGGUGGCUUUGCGCACUGUGAGGAGGAGCUAAUGUUUGGCGGUCAUUCAAGGAGAAUGGAAACGUCUUCCCAUGAUGCUUUGCGGAAAAAAUUCGCUUUAGUCCGUUCCGUCACAUCUCUGACCGGUGCGUUCGCGAAUAAUUUUGUGGAUUUUCAAUGGGAUUUUUUCAUACUUCAAGCUUUGGCGGUCGUUUAAGCAAUUAUUGCAGUGAGUUCCCUAGGCCCAAAUGCCAAAUUCCCAAUUGCUAAAGUAACCCUUACUCAAGUAGGUAUAUUUGCAGCGUGCGGGUAUACGUGUCUUCGAUAAGAGCCCAAACACUGCCCGUGGGAGCUGUCAGCUUGUUCAAAAAAGUAAUGUGUACAGCAACUAUGGCCAUAUCGAGAAAUGACAGUUAUUUUAACUCUGCAGAGAACAACAAAUAUUUACAAUCUUACCUGGCUGCCACGUUAGCUCCGUUCAGAGUGCUUGUCACCGCUUCUUUGAAUUUACCAUUACACGUGACUCAUUUACAUUUGAAAGCUCCAUAAAUUUAUCGCAUACCAUCUGACACGUGUAACGUGAAAGAAAUGAAAGUAAACAGGUACUCGAAUUUUGACUCAUAUGUGUGCUGCAAAUAAAUGCACCUUACUUUACUGACACAUAAGAGU